UCCUCCCGGGCAGCGCUGCGAGCGGCGCCAGCUCUUUCGGCUCUUUCGGCUCUUUCGGCACUUGGCCCCGCGCGGCUCAGCCCCCCUCGCCCCAACUCCGGGGCAGCCGCCCCCUCCCCUCCAGCCCUCUCCCCGGCAGCCGCGGGGCGGCGGUGCCGGCUCUGUCCCCUUCCCCCCCCACAGCCUUUGUCGGCGGUCGGUCCGUCCGUCCGUCCGUCCGGGCGCGUGGCUCCUUUGUGUACAGCAGCUGCUCCUGAAUGCGGAGGCGAAGCCCGUGGCUCGGCACUGAGCUUUUAGAAAACAACAGCCCUGCCUCCUCUUCCCUCUGUCCUGCCCUCCGUCCCCUCCUCCCGCCGAGGCUCCCACCUGGGCUCCGCCGCCCACCUCUCCUCUCCUCUCUUUUCCUCCUUGUUUACCUGCACUUUUCCGCCGCCUCCCGGCCCUCGUCCGUCCCCGCUGCUCGGGCAGGCUGGGCGCCCCGCAGCUCCGCUCCCUCGGCGGUUCUGCCCGCGCCCCAGCCCCGGGGAAAGCACCUGAAGGUGGAUCUAUUAAACCUCCUGGCCGUCUCUCCAAGUGCACUUCUUGGACCCCAGCACCGGCAUGGAUGUAAGAUUUUACCCGGCUGCGGCGGGCAGCUCGCUUCCCGGAGACCCCUCCAACCUGGACUUUGCCCAGUGUUUGGGUUACUACAACUACAACAAGUUUGGAAACAAUAACAACUACAUGAACAUGGCAGAGGCAAAUAAUGCGUUUCUUGCUGCAAAUGAGCAGACAUUCCAUACACCGAGCCUUGGGGAUGAGGAGUUUGAAAUCCCACCGAUUACGCCUCCACCCGAGUCAGACCCUGCGCUGGGGAUGGCGGAUAUUCUGCUGCCCUUUCAGGGCCUUGGUGACCAGCUGCCUGCACAAGGAAAUGAAUUUACGCCUCAGUUUCCCCCCCAGAGCUUGGAUCUUCCCUCUAUUACAAUAUCCCGAAAUCUCGUUGAGCAAGACAGUGUCAUCCACAGCAAUGGACUGCAUAUGGAUCAGAGUCAUGCACAAGUUUCCCAGUACCGCCAGGAUCACUCUCUGAUCAUGAGAUCCAUUGUCCAUAUGACUGAUGCUGCUCAUUCGGGAAUUAUGCCUCCUUCCCAGCUGACCACCAUUAACCAGUCUCAGCUAAGUGCACAGCUGGGGCUAAAUUUAGGAGGCACUAAUUUGCCACACACUUCUCCUUCCCCUCCUGCAAGUAAAUCAGCCACUCCUUCGCCAUCCAGCUCUAUAAAUGAAGAAGAUGCAGAUGAAUCAAACAGAGCUACUGGAGAAAAAAGAGCUGCCCCAGAUUCUGGCAAGAAGCCCAAGACUCCAAAGAAGAAGAAAAAGAAAGAUCCCAACGAGCCACAAAAGCCAGUGUCAGCAUAUGCCCUUUUCUUCAGGGAUACGCAAGCUGCAAUUAAAGGGCAGAACCCAAAUGCUACUUUUGGAGACGUUUCAAAAAUAGUGGCAUCUAUGUGGGAUGGUUUAGGAGAAGAACAAAAACAGGUAUAUAAAAGAAAAACUGAAGCUGCCAAAAAAGAAUACCUAAAGGCACUUGCUGCCUAUAGAGCAAGCCUUGUCUCUAAGGCUGCUGCAGAAUCCGCUGAGGCCCAGACAAUUCGUUCAGUGCAACAAACACUGGCAUCCACAAAUUUGUCUUCCUCCCUUAUUCUGAAUACUUCUCUUUCUCAACAUGCAACAGUAUCGGCAUCUCCUCAAACUCUUCAACAGUCCCUUCCCAGAGCAAUUGCUCCAAAACCUUUAACGAUGAGACUGCCAAUGAAUCAGAUUGUAACUUCUGUUACCAUUGCACCAAACAUGCCAACAAACAUUGCAGCUCCCUUGAUAAGCAAUAUGGGAACAAAUAUGACUUCGUCUCAAGUCAGUCCCUCAAUGCAAAGCCAGCAGCACCAGAUACAGCAGCUCCAGCAGCAACAGAUGCAGCAGAUGCAACAGCAGCAACUACAUCAGCAUCAAAUGCAUCAGCAAAUACAACAACAAAUGCAACAGCAGCAUUUUCAGCACCAUAUGCAACAACAUUUGCAGCAGCAGCAGCAGCAUCUUCAGCAGCAAAUUAAUCAACAGCAAAUGCAACAGCAACUGCAGCACAUACAGCUUCAGCAAAUGCAGCAGCAGCAGCAAAUGCAGCAUAUGCAACACCAGUCGCAGCCUUCUCCUCAGCAGCAUUCUCCGGUAGCCUCUCAGAUCACUUCUCCCAUCACUGCCAUUGGGAGCCCUCAGCCAGCACCUCAGCAGCACCAGUCACAAAUACAAUCUCAGACACAGACUCAAGUAUUAUCGCAGGUCAGUAUUUUCUGAAGGUAAAUGAUCUUGCAACGUGGCUUUGUGUUGAUGGAGGGGGCAGGGGUAAACCAUAUUUGGCUGAAAACUGUAAAUUGUUGAUGGUAGUUAUGCAGGGAUGCAUAACAGAUCAAAUGAUCCUCUAAAGUGUCUAUUAGAUAGGCAAUAAAGAACUACAAUGUAGCUGUGUAUCAUCUUUUAGCUGACUAUAAAUCAUUUUGUUUAAAAAAAAAAAAAAGCUGUGCUCUUUUUCAUGUGAUGCCUUUUUAAUUUAUUUAAGCUUUACCUACAAUAUGUGAAUCAAAUGGCCUAAUAAAUACCUGGACCUUACGACUGCAAAAUGGCCUUCCAGAGUUAUACGAUAUAACCCUUCUUUCUCUAAAAGUGAGUAAUGCACUUCAAGGCAGUAUGAACUCAUGAAGCCCUUAAAGCACAGUUGUAACUACCUGUAAAAUGAUGAUUUGAUUUCAUACAAUCAUACUUGUAUGACAUGAGUUAGUUGAUGGCAUUUUUUGUCAUGAAAGAAUAGAGUAAAUCACAGAUUUUUGCCAAAGCUCUUAAUUUUUUCCUCUCCUAAAUAUCUUUGGAAAAACAAAUGCAAGUAACUGAACUUAAAUGUUUGGCCCAACCUUUCACUUAAUUUCUCCAAAUAAACCUACGAUAGUUUGUAAGAAAAUAUAUAUUGACAUUUACCCUCUUAAAUUAAUUCCAAUUACGGAACAAAUGUGAAUAUUAUAUUCUGUGUCGAAGUGAUGAGUUUCAGAUUUAAUACACUGUAUUUUUGAAAGGGAAAUGCACUUAAAUAAAACUGUUAUUACAGAAAGCUAAGAUGAAAAAUGCAAGAGUUUUUAAUACGCUGUAAAACCAGUAGAAUAUUUAAAUGAAACUCCACAACUGAAUAAUCAAUGUAAAUAUUUUCUUUAAAAGUUGUAAGUUUUCAUAUCAUGUGUUGUAAAGUUUUCAUAAAUGAGGCUUUAAUGUAAACACUGGUAACAUGAAUUAUUAAUUGCUACAUUGCUUAUUGUGUUUUUAUGCUGUUUUAUACUUUUUUAUGAGUUAUGAUAGCAGCAAUUAAGUUGUUUGUAUUUUGCUUAUCUAAAAUAAAUGCUUUUAUCUUGCUAUAGAAUAAACACAUUUCAGUAAAACC
This is a messenger RNA of Cuculus canorus (common cuckoo), 3463 nucleotides long. RefSeq names its product TOX high mobility group box family member 3 (gene TOX3). Gene Ontology annotation, biological process: regulation of transcription by RNA polymerase II. The transcript is spliced from 7 exons. Bases 601 to 2334 code for a protein of 577 amino acids. Gene Ontology annotation, molecular function: chromatin DNA binding. Lineage: Eukaryota; Metazoa; Chordata; Aves; Cuculiformes; Cuculidae. Gene Ontology annotation, cellular component: nucleus. The record is from RefSeq and is a predicted model, not a curated record.